Arachis stenosperma is the source of this 1347-nucleotide messenger RNA. Its product is annotated as pectate lyase-like. Bases 1 to 1347 code for a protein of 448 amino acids. NCBI's taxonomy places the organism in Eukaryota, Viridiplantae, Streptophyta, Magnoliopsida, Fabales, Fabaceae. Gene Ontology annotation, molecular function: pectate lyase activity. The record is from RefSeq and is a predicted model, not a curated record. The transcript is spliced from 4 exons.
AUGGAAGGUAAAAUGCUUAUAUUGGUGUUGUUAUGUGUGUUCCCUACCUUAAAUGCUAAUAUAGCUGAAUUCGACCAAGUAUGGAUGGAGCGAUCUAUAGAAGCCAAAAAAGCAGCUCGCAAGGCUUUCAAGCCAAACCCUGAGGCAGUCACUGAUGAAUUCAAUCAACAUGUCAACAAGGACCUUGAAGGUUCCAAUAAAACGAGAAGGGGUUUAUCCGGCAAAUACAAAGGUCCAUGUAUGGCUACAAAUCCCAUUGACCGUUGCUGGAGAUGUGACCCCAAUUGGGAGAAAAACCGCCAACGGUUAGCAGACUGUGCUAUUGGUUUCGGCCAUGGCACGACGGGCGGCAAAGGUGGCAAAAUCUACGUUGUCAAUGAUCCCUCAGAUCAUGAUCUCCUCAACCCAAAACCUGGGACUCUGCGAUUCGCAGUGAUUCAGAAGGAGCCAUUGUGGAUCAUUUUUAAACAUGACAUGACCAUCAAGCUUAGUAGUGAGCUUAUAGUCACUAGUCACAAGACCAUAGAUGCACGUGGUGCCAAUGUUCACAUUGCCAAUGGUGCCCAAAUGACUCUACAGUUUGUGAAGAACAUAAUCGUUCAUGGACUGCAUAUUCACGGCAUCAGGAAACAUGCCGGCGGCAUGAUAAGAGACUCGGUCGACCACUUUGGAAUCCGCACUGAGAGCGAUGGGGAUGGGCUUUCAUUGUUUGGAGCUACUAACAUUUGGAUUGAUCAUGUUUCUUUGUCAAAUUGUGAUGAUGGUCUUAUUGAUGCCGUUGCUGGAUCAACAGCUAUUACCAUAUCCAACUGCCACAUGACUCGCCAUAAUGAUGUAAAUUACAUCAUCACUUUCUGUUACAUCCUUUUUCUGCAGAAAUAUUUUGUUAUAUUACUUGGUGCAAGUGAUGCCUACUCAGGAGAUCAAAUCAUGCAAGUAACAUUGGCAUUCAACCAUUUUGGGCAAGGAUUGGUGCAGAGGAUGCCAAGGUGCAGAUGGGGUUUCUUCCAUAUUGUCAACAAUGACUACACUCACUGGCUUAUGUAUGCCGUCGGUGGUAGCCAACAUCCCACCAUCGUCAGCCAGGGCAACCGAUUUAUCGCACCUCCAAACCCAGCUGCAAAAGAGGUUACCAAGAGGGAUUAUGCUCCUCAAAGUGUGUGGAAAAAUUGGAAUUGGAGAUCAGAGGGUGACUUAAUGCUGAAUGGAGCCUUCUUUGUUGAGUCUGGGACGAAGGUUACAAACUUUCCCAAAUCAGGAGGUAUUACUGCAAAGCCUGGGAGUUUCACAUCAAGUCUCACUCGCUUUGCAGGUCCUCUCAAAUGUGUAGUACACAAGCCAUGCUGA